AUGGAGGCUUUGAUUUUAAGAAAUAAUAGUUUGAGUGGACAACUUCCUUCCUCUUUGAAGAAUUGCUCAAACAAGUUGGCUUUGUUGGAUCUUGGAGAAAAUAAGUUUCAUGGUCCAUUACCUUCAUGGAUUGGAGAUAGCUUACAAAAUUUAGAAAUCUUAAGCCUUCGAUCCAAUAACUUCUAUGGAAGUUUACCUUCAAAUCUCUGUUACUUGACAAAACUUCAAGUCUUGGAUUUGUCACUGAACAACAUAUCAGGAAGAAUCCCAACUUGUAGAAUUCCUUCCAGUAUAGCUCGCAUUGAUCGUCUUGCCAUGUUGGAUUUGUCAAACAAUCAGCUCUGUGGAAACAUUCCAAUUGGAACGCAGCUGCAGAGCUUUAAUGCUUCAAGUUUUGAAGGAAAUUCAAAUCUCUGUGGAGAACCCCUUGAUAGAAAAUGUCCAGAAGAAGAUCCAUCAAAACAUCAAGUGCCAACAACUGAUGCAGGAGAUGAUGAUAAUUCAAUAUUUUUGGAAGCAUUAUACAUGAGCAUGGGGAUAGGAUUCUUCACUGGUUUCGUUGGCUUGGUCGGCUCAAUGUUGUUACUACCAUCUUGGAGAGAAACUUACUCCAGAUUCUUGAACACUUUGAUAUUGAAAGUCAUCAUGUGGUGGAAGCAGUAA
Messenger RNA from Medicago truncatula (barrel medic), 663 nucleotides. RefSeq names its product receptor-like protein EIX1. The transcript is spliced from 2 exons. Lineage: Eukaryota; Viridiplantae; Streptophyta; Magnoliopsida; Fabales; Fabaceae. The record is from RefSeq and is a predicted model, not a curated record. Gene Ontology annotation, molecular function: protein binding. The coding region runs from base 1 to 663 and encodes 220 amino acids.